This is a messenger RNA of Sclerotinia sclerotiorum 1980 UF-70, 2970 nucleotides long. RefSeq lists its product as hypothetical. Bases 1 to 2970 code for a protein of 989 amino acids. The transcript is spliced from 2 exons. Lineage: Eukaryota; Fungi; Ascomycota; Leotiomycetes; Helotiales; Sclerotiniaceae. The record is from RefSeq and is a predicted model, not a curated record.
AUGCCUUCAAAACAAAAGUCAAAACCAAAAGGAAGUGCACCUGCAAAUCGAAUAUACAAAUCAGUCGAACCAUUACAUCAAACCACAUUUCCAGAGAAGAAGAAGCGUGUAACUAGGGGUUAUGGCAAGGAAUCCGCGGUCAAGCUUGAUAAACAGGAUACACUGACACAGAUGGAUUGGGUGAAACUCUAUGAAAGAGAAGCACUGGAAAAAGAAAUAGAAGAUGAUAUCGAGGAUAGUGAAGGGGAUUAUGAGCAAGAGGAAUCGAAACGAAAGACGAAACGAAGGAGGACUAUGGGUGAUGAACCAACCGUGAAGAGGACAAAAAUGUCGAAGAAUAGAAGGAGAACUCUGGUGGAAGAAGGAAGGACACCCAGUUUCUCGACACAAACGAUUACAAAACUUGAUUAUUGGCCACUUUCCGGAGCAUCUAAAGAACCAGAAGAUGAUCCCUCAAUUUAUGAUAUCCCUUUAUCCAGCCCGACAGCGGUAGAGCCACCUCGACGGAGUCCCAGAAAUACUUCCCAGCCUGCUGCUCCCGCUUCUACUGGAUUGAUGCCUCCACCACAAACACCAAAACACAGGAAGGUUUUAGAGAUCCCAUCAUCACAGUCACCCGCCACACCAACGUCAAGUCGGUUUGGAUAUUCUGCACAAAGGCGGUCACCAUUAAGAGAACAAUCCGCAAACGUUGCAAUUCCAUUUUCCCUACGAUCAAAGACUUAUAUGAGUGCUGAAAAGCUACCGAAAUUAAAGGUCGAGGAUACUUAUGAAACUGGGACGGAUGAAAGCCAAGUGGUUCGAACUCCUUCAAAGCAUUCAAGUCCACCGAAAACUGUAAGAUUUGCUGUACCCGAGCCCAAUCCAGAGCCAUUACUGGUAAAGACUCCUAUAAAACAAGAACCUGCCACUCAGCGCGGCUUUUCGCCAUCACCUAUACGUCAACGAGAAAUUCCAGCGCCUAAGAAUAUCAAAUUCGAGAUUUUAGAUUCUGAUGCCGAGGAGGACGAAGAAGAUGAAGAAUCACAAGUUAUAGCAGACACACCUAUCGAAAGUACUUCCAGCUACGAAGAUCAUACGAAUAUGGAAGAUGCAAAUGAGAAUAUAGUUGAGCCAGGACAGGACGAUACGCUAUUAGAUAUUGGACAGACAGAAGGCGACGCCGAGAAGGAAUUAGAACUUCCAGAAACGUUUUAUGGAGAUAUUGCAGCAGACACACAAUUUCAGGCCGAGAGGAUAAUGUCGUCUUCCAGUUUGAGUGAUGUCAAGGAGGAUACUCCACUAUCUGAAGACAUACCCAAAAUUGUCCAUUAUGGCGGUAGUCAAUAUCAACAGAGCCAGAAUCACACUACCCAGCACACACAGACCCAGCACCGCCAAACUCAACUAACCCAAACUUAUACCCAAUUCGGUAAAAGUCAAUAUCCCGAAAGUCAAAGACUCUCCACCCAACAACUUGAUGCUAUGGCACCUAGAUCAGAAACCUCCGAUAUAUUCAUCUCCAUAUAUCCUACUCACGUGGAAGACAUUAUAUCUCGCAAAAAGAACCACGAAUUCCGAUCGUAUAACUUCCCAUCCACAGUAUCCCGUAUCUGGAUCUACCAGACUAGACCGGUAUCGACCUUGACUCAUAUGGCGGUCGUUAGUGCCCCAAAAUCACCUGGGGAGAUAACGAAUCAUGAUGGGCUCGGUAAUGCCGAGUUUAAUAAGGGUGAUAAACGUUCCAAGGUUGCAUAUGAAAUUCUAGAAUUAUAUGCACUCGCAAAUCCAAUGACCUUUGAAGAAUUGAAAAGUCGUCAAUGGUUCAAAGCGGCACCACAAAAAUACGCCAGAGUACCACCUGCAGUCUUAGGUGAAUUGAUUGCAAAUUUGUUACCACCUCUAUUCGCACAGUCUUCAUCAUCUCUUUCUCCCUCAGAAGCAGAUGCUUCAGAAGGUGCACAUCCGACACCCAUUCUUCACCGAACAUCCAGCACGAGCACCGAAUCCCAAGAAGUACAAGAUCAAAUCACAAAUAAUAUUCAACAAUUUACGCAAGCACAAGCACCUUCAUCUUCACCUCCGCUCGCUACACCAACUCCUGCAGUACAUGUACCAUCUUCACCUCCGCUCGCUACACAAACUCCUGCAAUACCUGUACCAUCUUCAAAGAAUGGUUCUGUAAAGUCAUCACAAGCUUCAAGUGUUGAUUGUACGCAGACACAAACACCUAUUACACCGAGUCUUACACAUAGAGAAAGCCCUAUUCUAGAGAUGAUCCCAGAGUCACCGAUGAGAUCUCGAUCUAUUCCUUCCUCUUCGCGUGGGAGUAGUCCGGUGCUGAUGUUGUCACCGGUUGUUCCAAGGAGGGUUAUCGGAGUUGAGAGUCAGGAUGAGGGAGAAGAAGAUGAUUGCCCGGUUGCAGCAAUGACACACAAGAGGAGGAUUAUUGAGAUUGAUAGCCAGAGUGAAGAUGAAGACAAUGAAGAAGAGAACGACGAAGAUGUAGAUGAGGAAGAGAACAAAGACAAAGAUCACUCCCAUCACAUUACAGGAGAGCAAGAACAAGAACCACACCUUCUAUCCUCAACACCCCUCCACUACUCUCUAAUCCACUCGUCCCAAAUCAUGUCGCGUAGUCAAAUGAUGCGAGAGCAAGAUAGUUUGAUGGAGGAGGAAAUUAUGGGGCCACCUCCUUCGACCAUGCAUAGACAUGAGGGAUCGAGCUGGGAUGAAAGAGGAGAUGAGGAGUUUAUUGACACUACCGUAAAGCACAGUUUGGACGUGGCGCAUAUUUACUCAUCGACACAUGCCUCCACGAGAUUUCUCAACUAUACACCUAGCAGACUCCUUAUCCCAGAGUAUUGGUUCCAACUGUGUGACCCGUACCAUUCAUGUUAUCAUUCAUCCCCGCCAAUGAAACCUGACCUCACCUCCAUUCUUCAAAAUACCAAUCUCCAUCCCACUCCAAUUCUAAAGCAGAAUCCGUGA